CUUCUAUCACCCCCACUUGCCUUGUACGAAGCAGUCCAGGCACACCCAGGCGCGUUCAGUCUCCCUGAGGAUUCUCAGGACCUUCACCCGAACCUUGAGGACAAAGAUGCAUCGGGGUCCGCGCCAAGUGCGCCUACCAUCCGCAUGCCCGUAUCAAACUGCGACCUGCACCCUGAUUACUCCCUGUCAUCUCAAAACCUUGAUGGCGGACUACCUGGCACACCGUACGUGAUCGACCCGCUGAUGCACCGUGGAUAUCAAGCUGCUGUGUCACGCAAGAGCGGGGGAUCCAACGGAAGCGUGAAGUCCUUUGGCAGCCUAGCAUCUGCAGGGCGGGCAUCAUAUCGACAGCAUACGGGGCCAAAACCUCACAGUCGGUCACCCAGCAUCCGCAAUUCCCAUUCUAUGGUUCAAUCUGCCGCAGUACCGGGACCGCACGUAGCAACACAGACCGAGGCAACGUUAGUUGAAAGCGGCGCCCAACGUUCAAGCCAUUCUUUCCAUGCUGUUGCUAUGGAACCACAUCCUACUGUAGAAAGUGAACAUCCACGAUUCGUGCAAAUGACGAGUGCAGAUGUCAAGCGGUACCAGCGCAACUGUUUCAAUAUAAGGAAGCCUACUAAGGGUAAUUACAAGAUAGAUGCGAUGCAGUACAAGUACCCACUUCAUGAUAAUAAUCUCCCGGCCGAGUGGAAAGCCCAUAGGCAUCCCGAAGGGGCUCUGUUCUACUUGCUUGAUCGGUCGAUCGCUGGCGGACGCCAGCGAACGUUCACCGAGGUUGAUGUAAAUGAUGAAGACAUCCGUGGUGAUGUGGAGUACUUUAGUAGUUUCCUUUGGGGCGAACUACGACACGAGGUGGGGGAGAGAAGUUUGCAAGACUCACUCAAUCUCGAUGAAGUACAAUUGGUGGUGGAGCCACGUUCUGACGAGAAUGGGGUUCUGUGUUGUUACUACUUUGUGGAUCCCACAAACCGGUCACUAUUUUGGCUGGAUGAGUGGGAAGCACAUGAUGUCUUUUCUGCCUGCAAGGGAGUUAAUACGCUUUCUCAUAAAGGACUAGCAAUUCAAGCUCACUACUGGGGACACUGGGAUCUAUACCCUACGCUAUGCAAGGUUACCGAGGAGUUGAAGCAGGAAGCAGUAGAUAUGAUUGUGCACGCUAUCUGUGACCAUCUCACUUCGAAUGUAUCACCGGCUCCUCUUAAUACCGGAGAACUGGAAAGCUUUCUUGGCUUCCUCACUUACGUGAAGCCCCAUGACCGAGGGCAUGGUGCAGUCGUUUUUGGCCGCAUCAUGAAGAUGUUCUACCUCAACUACUAUCUAAACUUUCACGGUGAACCAUGCGCUCGACUCAAUUUUGACCAGAGCGUCCAUGGUUGGAAAUAUCGUCCUUCGGUAAUAAUGACCGUCUGUACCCCACUGCUGUUCUUUUCGCCGAUGACCAGCAUUCGAAACCUUAAUUCAAUGUUUGUAGAUGGCAUUGUCAGCAGAGAAAAGUGGAAUGCAUUCAUAAAGCGGAUGAAUUCAUACUUGACAAACACUAAUCUUCUGGCAACGGUACUGCUGAGCGCGAACGUUGGGUUUUUAUCUAUCCACACAGUGGAUGAUGGUAACGGGACUACCUUGAGGCAGAUCUCUAGUUAUCUGUCCCUCAUGGCUAGCUGUUCAAGUAUCCUUGUCGGUUUAAUCUUGGUCCGUCACAACCGUACGGAAAGUCCCAACUUCGUAUUUGCUGCUGCCAAGUUCUUGGAUGCUCUGUGGCAUCCAGUACAUGGACUAGAGAUUUUGGCUAUUGCAUACAGCUUGCCACACGCAUUCUUACUUUGGGGCAUGAUACUUUUCUUUAUCGCCCUCUCUGCUGAAUGGUGGAACCCAGGUAAUCUCACGUCGUGGGUGAUCGUUGGUAUAGCGAUGUUGGUCACCUUAUUGCUCGUGGGUUGGUGCACGUGGACUUCUCGGGACAGAGUGGGCUAUUGGUGGUUCCAAGCGGAUCCGGCUCAGCCCUGUGCUGACGAUGAUCGCGAGGGUGAUCUGGGUAUGCAGGAGAUUUCGAGGGCAGACCAAGGCGGGUAAACGGCGAAGGGACGAGCCUCUGCUUAGUGCAAGCGGUCAAUUUCGAUCAGGGCUCUUUUCUUUUCACCUUUCUCUCUAGCAGGCCUGCGUUACGCUAGUCACGUAUUGACAUCAUGCAUAUAUAUUUGGUGCUCGCUAUACCUGACU
This is a messenger RNA of Pisolithus orientalis, 2220 nucleotides long. RefSeq lists its product as uncharacterized. The transcript has 12 exons. Bases 145 to 2073 code for a protein of 642 amino acids. The record is from RefSeq and is a predicted model, not a curated record. NCBI's taxonomy places the organism in Eukaryota, Fungi, Basidiomycota, Agaricomycetes, Boletales, Pisolithaceae.